AUGCUCCGUCUUGGUCGACGAUCACUCGCCGCUGUCCGAUAUUUCUCGGCAACAGCGGUUGCAGAGGCUUCGAAAGUUCCAGCUCCAUCCCCUGCCCCUGGUGCCAUCACCAUCGCCACUAGGAAAAACACCGGUACCAGAAAGGACACCUUAGUACGAGAGCUCCGGAAGCUAAAGCGUUACAAACACGCCCUCGAGGUUUGUGAAUGGAUGACUUUACAACAAGAUAUCAAGUUAGUAGAAGGAGAUUAUGCUGUUCACUUGGACUUAAUUGCAAAAGUUCGUGGUAUAAACAGCGCAGAGAAGUUUUUUGAAGAUCUCCCAGAUCAAAUGAAAGGGUAG
Lactuca virosa is the source of this 342-nucleotide messenger RNA. NCBI's taxonomy places the organism in Eukaryota, Viridiplantae, Streptophyta, Magnoliopsida, Asterales, Asteraceae. The record is from the annotation of a GenBank genome assembly.